Messenger RNA from Thermothelomyces thermophilus ATCC 42464, 773 nucleotides. RefSeq lists its product as uncharacterized. The record is from RefSeq and is a predicted model, not a curated record. Bases 125 to 505 code for a protein of 126 amino acids. Lineage: Eukaryota; Fungi; Ascomycota; Sordariomycetes; Sordariales; Chaetomiaceae. The transcript has 2 exons.
CUUCACUCUUCCGAAUAGGCUUCGAGGCCAGUGUGCUGCGCAUAAUUAUAAUCCGGUCUUUUCCCGCUUUCAGUCGUCACCAACAUUACAACCAUCACCGCCGCCGCUAGAUCCCAUAAUUAAUAUGGACCGGCAACAACCAUCAAGGCUCCUGAGCACUUCAGCACGCGUACACCCACCAUAUCUUCCCUAUCUCCACAAUGCCUCCCGAACGCGAGCAAAGAGCCUGAAAUGGCUCCCGCCCCUGGCAGCAGCGGUCGUCGUGACAGCGGGCUACGCCGUGUCCACCUACCGCGGCGAGAUCGCCGGCCAGGCGACGUCGUCCUCCUCCUCCUCCUCCACAUCCGCGGAGCACCACACGUCCGCCCUGUCCCCCGAGCAGGCCGAGGCCGAGCAGCUGCGGCGACGGGAGGCCGCCAUGGCGGACGCGUAUGGGGAUCGGAGCAGCCUGGAGGAGCUGGAGAGGGCCGUGGCCGUCUACGAGGCGCAGCGUGGGGCCAGGUAACUCUCUUGGCUGUGCUAGGUACCUUCUUGGAGGGCAAGAGAAAAAGGGGACCUUGGGACCUUGGGACCUUGGGACCUUUGGCUGGUUGGGGCUGAGGGAGUGAGUGUGAGCUGCCUGGUUCACCAGCCGACAUGGCGGCACGGCUUGCGAGAUAUGCUUUUGUUCGAAUUUCAUGAUAUCCUGGCGUUUAUUAGGGGGGAGGAGUUCGGCGUUCCAUCGGCUCGCGGCACCUCUGUUUCGGAAUCGGACGGCCUAGCUCGCGGUUUUG